AUGUUUUGCACGUCCGAGGACGCUGUCGAUAUGGAUAGUGCCAGAGGCGAUAUUCGUCGUCUGAAAGACGGAGAAAUUCUAAAGUACAGUUCUGGAAUCUUGAGUUCAAAAUGGAAGAGAAUGUAUGCGGUUUUGUUCAGCGACUCAAAAUUCGUGUGGUUUGAACAAAAGGGUGACAGAAAACCAAAAGGAAGUGUUCUUCUGAAAGAUGUGAUUCCGUACAUCUGCGUUGGUUUGAUGACAGAUAGAAUGCCAGUAAAAAGACCAAAUGUGCCAGAUGGAAAUUCGGUUCAUCAUCUCGUUGGAAUUGGAAUGAAUCCGAAAGCUAAUCCCUGUCAUUGGAUUUUGUUCUCGUCGGAUUCUGAUAUUGAAUCCUGGUUUAUCGAAAUUACCAAAACCUUGCCAAAACCAGCAAACCCUCCACCAAACGGACCACCAGGGCAACCAAAUGGACCACCACCUCCACAACAACAACAGGGAAAUGGAGGAUACGUUCCACCUGCCGUUUACCCAAGUGCUCCACCACCAGUUCAACCAGGAUAUAAUCCACGUCCUGCCAGCGGACAAUCAUACCCAUCUGGACCACAAGGACCUCCAGCAUACGGAGCUCAGUAUCCUAAUAACUAUCCACAACAACCUGCAGGAGUUCCAACUUCAUCUCAUACGACUGUCAUCGUUAGAGAUGGAGGAUACGGUGGUGGUGGAUACGGUGGAUAUGGCGGUGGAGGUGGUUUCGGAAGCACUGGACUUGGUUUUGGAUCUGGAAUCUUGGCUGGAAGUCUUCUGGGAUACGGAUUGGGAUCCAUGUGGGGAGGAGGACAUCAUUAUGGAGGAGGAUUCGGAGGUGGAUACGGUGGAGGAUACGGAAUGGGUGGUGGUUAUUACUCGGAUAAUGACACAAACGUCACCAAUAAUUACUACAACUACGGAGACGGAGGAAACAACCAUGAUAGUAGUUCGAGCAACCUGAAUGAUAGUGCAGGGAAUGCCAACAAUCAAUCCCAACAACAGUCGGAAAACAAUUAUGGAAACGCCAACGCGGAUCAAGGAAACGACGGUUACGAUUAUGGAAAUUCGACCGAAGACUACGGAAACGCUGGUUUCGAUGCUGGAGACUACGGAGGUGGAGACUUCGGUGGUGGUGGUUACGAUUCUGGAGACUAUGGAGGUGGAGGAUACGAUUCGGGUGACUUCGGCGGUGGUGACUUUGGAGGAGGCGACUAUUAA
Molecule: messenger RNA, 1227 nt
Organism: Caenorhabditis briggsae
Lineage: Eukaryota; Metazoa; Nematoda; Chromadorea; Rhabditida; Rhabditidae
Exons: 7
Coding region: 1-1227 (408 amino acids)
Biological process (GO): regulation of cell differentiation
Cellular component (GO): membrane
Source: RefSeq, a predicted model, not a curated record